AUGGCAAAACAACGGUUUCCGGACCAAGUUCUGUGCCAAAUGUUUGACUGCUUGUUCCGCGCCGUCAUUGGUAUGGCCUACCCUGAUGCAUUCCAGCCUGUUGGUCCCGACCCAAAAACGCAAAGCUUCCCGACGGUCAGCGAGAGCUGCACGAAAUUUCCGCCCCUGACUUCGCACUGCCAAAGGGAGACAAAUGUCCACGUCGACAUUGACCCCUUGAAUGUACUUGUGGGCGAGUUUUAUGAGAACGAGCGCAACAUGAUAGCCGACCUGGGGCUCGCAACCGUCUUUGACGGCGGAUACAGAUCGACGACCGAAAAAUGGGACUACGUCAACAGCACGCCCCAAGCUGCCCGGUACCGAACAGCCGGAAACUACAACUGGUGGACCUACGGCGGCUAUGUCAUGCACGAGCGCUUCACUGAGACCUAG
This is a messenger RNA of Parathielavia appendiculata, 432 nucleotides long. RefSeq lists its product as uncharacterized. The record is from RefSeq and is a predicted model, not a curated record. The transcript has 5 exons. NCBI's taxonomy places the organism in Eukaryota, Fungi, Ascomycota, Sordariomycetes, Sordariales, Chaetomiaceae. Bases 1 to 432 code for a protein of 143 amino acids.